GACGCAGGUGUCCAAAUCAUCUAUUUGAAGAGGGGAUGGCAGUUUACACACCCGAAGAAGGAAAGCAACGUAGUCACACCCGCGGACAUUACAUUACAGAUUUUUUAAUCGCUUUCCCAGCCAUGACUUUAAAGACACGAUGGUCUCACCUGUUUCUCCUUUUGUGUUGUGCCCGAACUUGUCUUUGCCAGCCAGAGGAUCGAGGCUUUACUGGUACAGAGAGCCCAGAUGGGGUGGAUGUCAGCUCCCAAGCCAAAGUAGUCCUGAGCAGUCCUCUUACAACUGUCUUCCUCCCAAUCAUCUACAUCAUUGUGUUUGCUGUGGGGCUGCCCACCAACACCAUGGCAAUAUGGGUAUUCCUGUUCAGGACCAAGAAAAAGCAUCCAUCGUCGAUCUACAUGGCAAACCUGGCUCUGGCUGACUUGCUCUUUGUUAUCUGGAUCCCACUGAAGAUAGCAUACCACUUCAACGGCAACAACUGGAUCUAUGGAGAAGGGCUGUGCAAAGUGCUGGUGGCGUUUUUCUAUGGCAACAUGUACUGCUCCAUUGCCUUUAUCGCUUGCAUAAGUGUCCAGCGUUACUGGGCGGUGGUCCACCCACUGUCCGAGCAACGGAGAGACAACUGCGUAGCUGUUGUAGUCUCCAUCACAGUCUGGGUGGUGGUCUGGAUUAUCACCAUCCCUCUCUACCUGUAUGACCAACAGGUCAGAGUAACAAACUCCAAUCCACAAAUCCUUACCUGCCAUGAUGUCACCAGGCCCAGUCAGGUAAAAAUAGCAGCUGGCUACUUCCUGACAAUGGGAACUCUGGGAUUUGUUGCUCCAACAGUUGUGUGUAUCAUAUCCUACAUCCUCAUGCUCAAAGCUCUCAGGAACAGCAUGACAGAUGCUGCCAUCGCCAAGAAGCGACGGAAGGCUGUGGUCUUGAUCAUCACAGUGUUGGUUAUGUUUUUAGUGUGCUUCACCCCCAGUAACAUCAUGCUGCUGGUACACUACAUUCUGCUGUUGGGCGGGGUCAACAACAACCUGUAUGGAUUUUACAUCACCACCCUGUGCCUGGCUAGUCUCAACAGCUGCAUCGACCCUUUUGUUUACUACUUUAUCUCCGAGGACUUCAGGGAUCAUGUGAAGAACACGUUCCUCUGCAGGAGCGAGAGGACAGUGGAGAGGAUGAGGGUGUCCUUCAGUGCUCUGAAAUACUCCAAGAAGAGUAACACGUACACAUCUGAGUCAGGAAACACACAGAGCAGUGAAUGCUAGUGGAUUGAUCAUUAUUAAGCUGUUUCUAUUCCUGAUCAAUAACUGCCUUCAGGUAUAAAAUGUAUUGUUUUUUUUAGUAACACUUUCUUUUACAGGUCCCUUCAUUUUUAUAGUAGUAGUUUCCUGGAAACUUGCUGGUAAUUUGCAGGUAUGAAGCAGUUAAGUUUUAGGACAGAAGGACUAGGAAAGAGAAGUGGUGCAAUUUGGUACAAAUUAUAAGAAAAAGUGUUAAGGAGGUUUAGUUGGUAAGUACCCACUCAUUGUAUUUGGGUUCAUAGUUGUAAAUUUGCAAAAUUUAGAUUCUUAACAGUUCUUUAAUUGACAGAAGAAUGUACAGUUCAAUGUCAAACUACAUAUUAGCAUAUGAGAUUCUUUCUUAAAAACUGCAUGAGUCCAUUUCCCAUAUACUACAAAACUAGGUAACCAUUUCAAAGAAUGAACAGUUACUGUACAUAGCAGCUACUUCUAUAAAAUUAUUCAGAAAAAUUCCUGGAAAUUUUUAAGAAACAAAGGGACCCAUAAAAUAAAGUGUUACCUUGUUUUUCUUAUUCUACUGUGACUUCUUCCACCUCAGGUUUGGUUUAGUACAUUAAGAAAUUAAGUCAUCUUUGGCAAUGACCUCCCAUUUUAGAUUUUUGAGCUGUCUAAGUUACUGCUUAUGUUGUUUUUGUAAAUACAUUUAAUUGUUUUUAUAUCUUUGACAACACACUUGUUUUAUGCACUUUGCUUGAUGCAGUACUCUUGAUUUCAGCAGGGUAUGAAUGAUUGCCUUUAUUCAUUUUUAAUUGGUCUAAUCUUUUAGGCCAUGUUGUAAUUUAAAUGAGAUUAAUUCUCUGUCAACUUCUAAUGUGCCAGAACUGAGACCGAAACCUAAAAUGGGCAAAAUUUAGCAGGUUUUAUAAUAUAGGAUAAAAGUUUGUCUAUGUUUUUUAUGUCUUGUAUUUAAAUUAUUUCUUUUAACUUGUAUAACUAAAUUUUAGUUUGUCAAUAAAAGUAAUUGUUUAACUA
Messenger RNA from Thunnus maccoyii (southern bluefin tuna), 2267 nucleotides. Its product is annotated as proteinase-activated receptor 2-like. Lineage: Eukaryota; Metazoa; Chordata; Actinopteri; Scombriformes; Scombridae. The transcript has 2 exons. Gene Ontology annotation, biological process: blood coagulation; phospholipase C-activating G protein-coupled receptor signaling pathway; positive regulation of Rho protein signal transduction. The coding region runs from base 36 to 1259 and encodes 407 amino acids. The record is from RefSeq and is a predicted model, not a curated record. Gene Ontology annotation, cellular component: membrane. Gene Ontology annotation, molecular function: thrombin-activated receptor activity.